AUGAGUCAAGUUCAAAUUAGACAAGUAUCAUUAGCCACAUCAACUGAUGCCCAAAGAGUUGUUGGUUCAUGGUUUCCAUCUGGUUAUUAUGGGCAUUUUAGAGCUAGAUCACGUGCUGAUUUAUGCAAUUAUUUUCGUCAAUUAGCUCGACCUACUCCACCUAAAAAAUUUCUCGAUCGACAAAAAGCUGAAGCAACUACUCAUGCAUUUUCUCGACAUGAUAAUCGUUUUAAAUUUGAAAGUGACCCACUUGUUCGUGGUACACAAACGGGUUUCGGUAAACGAAAGGCUCAAACUAAUAUACGCGGCGAAUUCGAUCCAUUAUUUGUUAGUUGGAUACCAAAAAACGUUGAUCCUAAAGCAUUUGUUGAUGAUGUUAAAAUAACAUCAUAUGCUGAUGAGUAUAAUCAUGAUGCAACUGCACCACAUAUACUAGCUGAAGUUCAAUUAGUACAACCAAUAAUUAAUGAUAAUGAAAAAGCCGCAACAUUACCAUCAUCUCCGCCAGAAAUAACUGUUUAUGCAAGCACAUAUAGACAUGGUCAACCUGAUCCUGAACAAUCAAAACAAAUUCGUCGAGAAACAUUUGAACGAUUUUUAACAACACGUACACGUCUUGUAGAACAACAACGUAAUCAACGUAGUACAAGUGUUGCAUCAUGUCUUGUAUGGAAUAAUAUACAUGAUGAUAAGAAACCUCCUAUAUCAAAUGAUAAAAUGAUUAAUAUUGUCGUACCUAUUUCAUUACAACCUCGUGUUAUUCCGAAUAAUAAUAACUAUAAUACAACGUCUCGUCAACGUGCACAAAGUGCUGGACCUCGUCUUAUGUCGACUGGAUCUGAUCAACCACCACUAAAAACAUUUCCAAGUCAUUCAAUGCAAACAGUGAAAACCACAAUGACAACAUUAGAACGACCACAUACAGCUACGACAACAUCACGUGAACAUUAUACAGGAGGAAAUUUCGGUCUUAGAGUAGCACCACCUCCGAGAGCAGCUACAGCAUUUGAAAAAACUCCUACGAAUAGUAUGGAUAGUCUUGUUUCAAAAUAUAUGUAA
Molecule: messenger RNA, 1059 nt
Organism: Rotaria sp. Silwood1
Lineage: Eukaryota; Metazoa; Rotifera; Eurotatoria; Philodinida; Philodinidae
Source: the annotation of a GenBank genome assembly